Messenger RNA from Hirsutella rhossiliensis, 822 nucleotides. Its product is annotated as integrase core domain-containing protein. Lineage: Eukaryota; Fungi; Ascomycota; Sordariomycetes; Hypocreales; Ophiocordycipitaceae. The transcript is spliced from 3 exons. The record is from RefSeq and is a predicted model, not a curated record. Gene Ontology annotation, biological process: DNA integration. The coding region runs from base 1 to 822 and encodes 273 amino acids. Gene Ontology annotation, molecular function: nucleic acid binding.
AUGGACUUCAUCACAGACUUGCCUCCUACUGGACCGAUUAAGGCACGGUACCUGCGAGUGAUCAUAGACAGAUUGAUGAAGGCUGUGGCUCUGGAGGUGAUGGACACCAUAGAAGACGAGACGUGUGCGCAGCGUUUUCUCCAGUGUCAUUACAGGUUCCACGGUAUGCCUUGGUCAAUCGUCAGCGACCGCGGAAGCAACUGGUUGAGCCAAUUUUGGAAAAGGUUCAGUCAGCUGGCGGGUAUAUCGCAGCGGCUCAGCACGUCGUAUCACCCGCAAACCGACAGCGGACCGGAGAGGAUAAACCAGGAGAUCGAAGCUUACUUGAGAGCUUACGUUUCUUACAUGCAAGACGACUGGGGAGACCUCCUCCCCGCCGCGCAGCUGGCACUCAACAACCGUGAAUCAGCAGCGACCAAGAUCAGCCCCCUCUUCGUCGUCGAGGACUCGGAGGAUCCAGCUCGGGAUCGGGAGGAGAGUAAAGUAGGCGGCUUCCUCACCCGGCUGCAAGAAGUCAAUGAGUACAUGCAAGCGGUGAUGGCUGCCUCGCAGCAACAACAAGAAGAGGCCGCGAAUGCGAAGCGACAACCAGCAGAGCGUUUUGAGAAGCUGGACUGGUUGCAUCACAAGUAUACGGUCACGAAGGUCAUUAGCUCGCAUGUUGUCGAGCUUGACGUGCCUGGCUCGAUCCGCCCGCGUUUCCACGUCGACUUCCUCCGGCGAACCCAGCAAGACCCAGCUCCUGGCCAAGAGGUAGACGAUGCACAGCCAACGCCGAUACAUGACGAGAAUGGAAAAGCGCUUUGCGAUGUUGAGACAUGA